Molecule: messenger RNA, 772 nt
Organism: Candidula unifasciata
Lineage: Eukaryota; Metazoa; Mollusca; Gastropoda; Stylommatophora; Geomitridae
Source: the annotation of a GenBank genome assembly
UGAUUAUAGCCCAUGUUCUUGCCUACCACCAAUCUCUAGUGAUUAUACUUCUCAUUCUUGUCUACCACCAAUCUCUAGUGAUUAUACUUCUCAUUCUUGCCUACAACCAAUCUCUAGUGAUUAUACUUCUCAUUCUUGUCUACCACCAAUCUCUAGUGAUUAUACUUCUCAUUCUUGUCUACCACCAAUCUCUAGUGAUUAUACUUCUCAUUCUUGUCUACCACCAAUCUCUAGUGAUUAUACUUCUCAUUCUUGUCUACCACCAAUCUCUAGUGAUUAUACUUCUCGUUCUUGCCUACCACCAAUCUCUAGUGAUUAUACUUCUCAUUCUUGUCUACAACCAAUCUCUAGCGAUUAUACUUCUCAUUCUUGUCUACCACCAAUCUCUAGUGAUUAUACUUCUCAUUCUUGUCUACCACCAAUCUCUAGUGAUUAUACUUCUCGUUUUUGUCUACCACCAAUCUCUAGUGAUUAUACUUCUCAUUCUUGUCUACCACCAAUCUCUAGUGAUUAUACUUCUCAUUCUUGCCUACCACCAAUCUCUAGUGAUUAUAGCCCUUGUUCUUGCCUACCACCAAUCUCUAGUGAUUAUACUUCUCAUUCUUGCCUACCACCAAUCUCUAGUGAUUAUACUUCUCGUUUUUGCCUACCACCAAUCUCUAGUGAUUAUACUUCUCAUUCUUGCCUACCACCAAUCUCUAGUGAUUUUCUCAUUCUUGCCUACCACCAAUCUCUAGUGAUUUUCUCAUUCUUGCCUACCACCAAUCUCUAG